GCGCGCCCGCCCCGAGCGCGCCACGGCCCCGGGGAAGCGCAGGGCAGCAGCGCGCCGCGCACCCUCGCGGGGCGCACUCGGAGCCGACUCCCGGGGUCCCGGCUGCGGGGCACCCUUCUCCAGCAGGUUGCUUUCAGCUAUGUAACGUUUUCCGAUCCCAUGAAAUGGAAAUUGACCAGUGCUUGCUGGAGUCCCUCCCCCUGGGCCAAAGGCAGCGGCUGGUGAAACGCAUGCGCUGUGAGCAAGUCAAAGCGUACUAUGAGCGAGAGAAAGCUUUUCAGAAGCAGGAGGGGCUCCUGAAGAAGCUGAAGCAUGGGAAGAAGCAGAAGGUUCACUUUAAUCUUGCUGACAUGAUCCAGGAUGCCAUUAUCCACCAUGACGACAAAGAAGCGCUGCGACUCCUGAAGGAGGGGGCCGACCCUCACAUGCCUGUGUCCUCCGGAGGGUCCCUGCUCCAUCUGUGUGCUCGGUAUGAUAAUGUCUUCAUCGCAGAGAUCCUGAUUGACAGAGGGGCCGAUGUCAACCACCAGGAUGAAGACUUCUGGACACCGAUGCACAUUGCCUGUGCGUGUGACAACCCUGACGUUGUCCUGCUGCUUAUAUUAGCUGGAGCCAACGUCCUUCUCCAGGACGUCAAUGGAAACAUCCCACUGGAUUAUGCCACGGAAGGCACUGACUCGAGCUCCAUCCUGCUGACCUACCUGGAUGAAAAUGGAGUGGAUCUCACUUCACUGCGGCAGAUGAAGCUUCAAAGACCGGUGAGCAUGUUAACAGACGUCAAACACUUCCUGUCCUGUGGAGGAAACGUUAAUGAGAAAAACGAUGAUGGCGUAACGCUGCUGCACAUGGCCUGCGCCAGUGGCUACAAGGAAGUCGUGUCCCUCCUCCUGGAGCACGGCGGGGACCUCAAUGCCGCAGACGAUCAGGACUGGACCCCGCUUCACCUGGCAGCAAAGUAUGGCCAGGCGAACCUGGUGAAGCUUCUUCUGAUGCAUCAGGCAAACCCACACCUCCUGAACUGCCAUGAGGAGAAGGCUUCGGACGUCGCCGCGUCGGAGUUGAUUGAGGAAAUGCUGCUGAAGGCCGAGUCGGCCUGGGAAGGAAAAAUGCAGGCGUCUCUCUGUGUUCAGACCUUGGCCCAAGAGGACCCUUAUGAAGAGAUCGUCCCUGACCUUCCGGUCCUUUCCAGCAAGCUCAGUCCCCUGGUAUUGCCAAUUGCCAAGCAAGACAGCCUGUUGGAAAAAGACAUUAUGUUCAGAGAUGCAACGAAAGGUCUGUGCAAGCGACAGUCUCAGGACAGCACAGCGGAGAACGCCCCCAUGCACGGCCCCAGCAAGCCUGAGCAGGUCAAGCUGAUGCCUCCCGCUCCCAAUGAUGACCUGGCGACGCUCAGCGAGCUCACGGACAGCAGCCUGCUAUAUGAAAUUCAGAAGCGCUUUGGGAACAAUCAGAUUUACACUUUUAUUGGGGACAUCCUCCUGCUGGUUAAUCCAUUCAAGGAGAUUCCAAUUUAUUCCACCGUGGUCUCUGAGCUGUACCUGAGCAGCACGGGGCAGCCCAACCCCUCCCUGCCACCUCACAUUUUCUCCUGCGCGGAGAGAGCCUUCCACCAGCUUUUCCAGGAGCGGAGACCUCAGUGUUUCAUUCUCAGUGGAGAAAGAGGAUCUGGAAAGUCUGAAGCCAGCAAACAGAUAACGAGACAUCUCACCUGCAGGUCUGGCUCCAGCAGGCCUAUAUUCGAUUCCAAAUUUAAGCAUGCCAUGAGCAUCUUAGAAGCAUUUGGACAUGCCAGGACCACUCUUAAUGACCUGUCCAGCUGCUUCAUAAAGUAUUUUGAACUGCAGUUCUGUGAGAGGAAAAAGCACUUAACUGGAGCCAGAAUCUUUACAUAUAUGCUAGAGAAAUCCAGACUUGUUUCACAGCCCCCUGGCCAGAGCAAUUUUCUCAUCUUCUACUUGCUGAUGGACGGAUUAUCUGCUGAAGAGAAGUAUGGACUGCACCUUAAUAAUUUACACGCCCAUCGGUAUUUGCACCAGACCCUUAGAGAAGACAGAUCAACAGCAGAGCGUUCCCUGAACAGGGAGAAAUUUGCUGUUUUGAAACAAGCUCUGAAUGUAAUUGGCUUCAGUAACUUGGAGGUGGAGAACCUAUACGUGAUUCUAGCAGCCGUGUUGCACCUCGGGGACGUUGGCUUCACCGCUGUCUCCGAGGCCGACCCCGCGCUGGUGUCUGACCUCCAGCUCCUGGAACAAGUGGCUGGAAUGCUACAGGUAUCUCCGGAUGAGCUGGCAUCUGCUUUAACCACUGACAUCCAGUAUUUUAAGGGAGAGGUGAUCACGAGGCGGCACACCGUGGUGAUGGCUGAGUUUCACCGGGAUCUUCUGGCCAAGUCCCUGUACAGCCGUCUGUUCAGCUUCCUGGUGAACACGGUGAACUGUUGCCUCCGCGGUGACGAGGAGCCUGGCAGCUCACAGACGUGGGGCGUUGGGAUUCUGGACAUCUUCGGAUUUGAAGAAUUUCAAAAGAAUGAAUUUGAACAACUCUGUGUCAACAUGACCAACGAGAAGAUGCACCAGUACAUCAAUGAAGUGCUUUUUCUACAGGAGCAAGCAGAAUGUGUACAAGAGGGAGUUACCAUGGAAACGGCUUAUUCUCUUGGUAACCAGACUGGAGUUUUGGAUUUUUUUUUCCAGAAGCCUUCUGGAUUUCUCUCUUUAUUGGAUGAAGAAAGUCAAAUGAUUUGGUCAGUGGAACCAAGUCUUCCCAAAAAGCUCCACGGUCUACUGGAAUCCUCAAACACAAAUGCGGUCUACUCCCCUGUGAAGGAUGGAAACGGGAACCUCGCCCUCCGAGAGCAAGGCACGGCUUUCACCGUUAUGCACUAUGCGGGCCGGGUAAUGUAUGAAGCUGUUGGAGCAAUUGAAAAAAAUAAAGACUCCCUUUCGCAGAAUCUUCUAUUUGUAAUGAAAACUAGUGAAAAUGUCGUGAUCAAUCAUUUGUUCCAGUCGAAACUGUCACAAACAGGAGCCCUCGUAUCUUCCUCUCCUUCUUUUAAAUUCAGAGGACAUAAGUCUGCCCGGCUCAGUAAGAAAAUGACAGCGUCUUCAAUGAUGGGAGAAAACAGGAAUUAUCUAGAACUUAGUAAGUUAUUAAAAAAGAAAGGAAAUUCUACAUUUCUGCAAAGACUAGACCGGGGAGGUCCAGCCACCAUUGCAUCGCAACUCAGGAAAACGCUGACGGAUAUUACAGGGAAACUUCAGAAGUGCACUCCACACUUUAUUCACUGCAUCAAGCCCAAUAACUCAAAGCUGCCAGACACCUUUGAUAACUUCUACGUGUCCGCUCAGCUGCAGUACGUCGGGAUCCUGGAGAUGGUGAAGAGUGUCCGACAUGGGUACCCUGUCCGCCUUUCCUUCUGCGAUUUCCUGUCGAGGUACAGGCCCUUGGCCGAGACCCUCCCUGGCAACGAGAGGACACUGCCCGCUGAGGAGAGGUGCCGGCUGGCCCUGAAGCACUGCCCGUUACCUGGGUGGCAGAUUGGAGUUCGGAAAGUGUUCCUGAAAUACUGGCACGCCAGCCACCUGAACGACCUGUGCCGCCAGCUGCAGAGAAAAAUUAUCACCUGCCAAAAAGUGGUCAGAGGAUUUUUAGCCCGCCAGCACUUGCAUCAGAAAAGGAGCGCACGGCAGCAGGAGGUCACAUCCAUCAACAGCUUCCUGCAGGUCACAGAGGACCUGGGGCUGAAGACCUAUGACGCCCUGGUCGUUCAGAAUGCCUCGGACAUCGCCCGCGAGAAUGACCGGCUCCGGAAUGAGAUGAACGCUGCUUUCCACAAAGAGAAGUUGGAGGCCAGGGGCAAGCAGGAGGAAGGCUCCAGAAGAGCUGAAGACAAGAGCGGACCCAGGCGCCUCCACGGUAGCUCCGUCCCAGUCCCCGCGGCAGUGGACGGCCUGGCCCAGUUGGCUGGUCCGCCCUCCAGGCCCCCUUCUCUGCACUCGGUGUUCAGCCUGGAUGACGGCAGCGGCCUCCCGUCGCCACGGAAACAGCCUCCGCCCAAGCCAAAGAGGGACCCCGCCACGCGGCUGAGCGCCUCCUACGAGGCUGUGAGCGCCUGCCUAUGGGCUGCAGCCAGGGACUCGGCGAAUGAAGCUCUCACCCGGCCCCGGCCGCACAGCGACGACUACAGCACCAUGAAGAAGGUCCCCCCUCGGAAGCCCAAGCGAAGCCCCCACACCAAGCUCAGCGGCUCCUCGGAGGAGAUCUCGGGCGCCCGGCCGGGGGCGGCGGGGCCGGGGGGCGCGCGGCGCAGAGCGGGCGGCCCGCAGCGCCUGCCGGGGGUCCCCGCGCCCCCCGCGCCCCCCGCGCCCCCGGAGCCCGAGCCCGAGCCCGUCUACAUCGAGAUGCUGGGCCGCGCCGGCAGCCCCGAGCCGGCCGAGGCGGUUUACGAGGAGAUGAAGUACUGGGCGCCCCCCGGGGGUGCGGGCGGCCGAGGGGCGGGCGCCGGCUCGGUGUCCGCGGCGGCCCCCGAGGAAGGCGGCGCCGGCGGGGACUCGAGCGGCAUCCCCGCGCCCUUCCCCAACCUGCUGGCGCACCGGCCGCCGCUGCUCGUGUUCCCCCCGACCCCGGCCACCUGCUCCCCCGCGUCCGACGAGUCGCCCUUGACGCCCCUGGAGGUGAAGCAGCUGCCGGUGCUGGAGACCAACCUCAAGUACCCCGUGCAGCCCGAGGGCUCCAGCCCCCUGUCCCCCCAGCACCCCAAAACCCCCAAGGGGGACGGCGACCGGCCCGCGUCCCCGGGCGUCCCCGCGCUCGCGGGGCUGCACGGAGGCUCCCCGCCCCCGACGCCCCCGCCCGCGCCCCCGCCACCCCGCGGCCCCGCGCACUUCCCCUUCGCGGCCCCCGCGGAGCCCCCCAGGGUCCCCCCGAAGUCCGCCUCAGCCCCCGCGGGCGCGCCCUGCAGCCCCCUCCCCAAAACCCCGUAUUCUCCGGGGAAGACGGCCCGAGGGGAGCCCAGGAAGGCCACCACCACCGGCGCCCCCUCCCCGGCCCCCUACAGCCCCCCGAACUCCAGAGCUCUGGGCAGCCCCCUGGACGAGCUGGCCAGCCUGUUCAACUCCGGCAGGAGCGUGCUCCGGAGGUCAGCGGUGGGCAGGAGGAUCCGCGAACCCCAGGGUUUUGAAACGAACAUGAACCUUACUAGCCGAGAUGAUUUUGGUACUUCAGAAAUUACAUCAGAGACGCAGGACAGAAAUGCAAAUAACCAUGGAAUUCAGUUUUCUAAUUCACUCUCCAGUGCAAUGACUGCUGAAAAUGGAAAUUCCGUCUCAAACGGUUUACCUGAAGAAGACGGAUUCUCCAGGCUGUCUGGGGGCGGAGCCUCCUCCUUUCAGAGACACAGAGAGAGUCACACCACUCAGGUUAUCCACCAGCUGAGGCUGUCAGAGAACGAGAGCGUGGCCCUGCGGGAGCUUCUGGACUGGAGACGGAGACUCUGCGAGGAGCGGGCGGACUGGCCCCGAAUCCUGCCCCCCAGGGAGCCCCGGGCGCCUCCCCCACCUCCGUGCAGGAAGCCCGAGGGGGCCCCCUGCCGCAGGCUGCCCCCCGAGUUCUGGGACUCCACCCUGUGACGGCCCGCUGCAGACUCGCGGGGUGAGACCGCCCGAGGGUGCCAAGCUCACGGACAGAGGCAGCCCCGACACGCGCCGGGGGCUCUCUGCACAGCCACACAAAAGCACAGACAGCCCGGUCAAAUGCUCGCGGUUCCCUCUGUGUGUGUGUGUGUGCACGCUCUCGCCCGUUCUGUGGGGAUACGCUCUGGUCUCCAGGCUCCGUGGUCCCCGGGCCAUGCUACCCCCAGGUGGUGAGGCCCAGCGUGGCCCGCAGGGGAGGCUGGUGGAGAGGGCGCCCCGCAGCGCACACCUGUGUCCAUACGGCCCCACCGCGUGUUCCUGUCCUCCCGUCGUUUGCCUCUCAUGCACUCUCCAGGACAUAGGGUUUAUUUCUGUGCAGGUGUUUGUGUUUUACGGGAAUUACAAUCCUGAUAAUGACUUACAUGUUUGUUACUGGAUUUUAUAAUUUUAUGCCAUGGGUGGGUCUCCCUUUCUUCAAAAUACAGAUUUUAAAAAAUCA
Messenger RNA from Capra hircus (goat), 6129 nucleotides. It is a transcript of the gene MYO16, whose product is annotated as myosin XVI. Gene Ontology annotation, molecular function: ATP binding; cytoskeletal motor activity; protein phosphatase binding. The record is from RefSeq and is a predicted model, not a curated record. Gene Ontology annotation, cellular component: myosin complex; perinuclear region of cytoplasm; nucleoplasm. NCBI's taxonomy places the organism in Eukaryota, Metazoa, Chordata, Mammalia, Artiodactyla, Bovidae. Gene Ontology annotation, biological process: neuron projection morphogenesis; negative regulation of G1/S transition of mitotic cell cycle; phosphatidylinositol 3-kinase/protein kinase B signal transduction.